CUUGAGCUUGUGAGAAAAUGUUACCUUCGGAUCAGUCGUCAACGGUUUUCCAUUAGUCGUACUGAAAGUUUGAACACAUCAAUGGCGUCGUUUGGUUGACGCCUUGAUAGCGUCUUUCCAAAAAUGGUGAAUAAAUUGUGCUUCAAAAAAUUGCUCAGAUUGCCGGGCACACUGUCUACCACAUGUUCUAUCAGAGAGUAUUUGAGCAUCAAAGGUUGCUUGGUUUGAAAUUGGUUCCCAAGUUAAAACUUGCUCACAUUUGGCCAUCAACCUGGCAGAGAAUGACGGUAAGCUUGGCCACACAGCUGUACUCCAAACAUAUGGCCAUGGCUUUAAAAUUUUUAAGAGAAGACAAAAAAACAGCGCAUUUAUUCAAUGGAUCGGAAGCUACAGAAAAGCUUACAAAGCUUAUUAAUGACACAUUUGACAUUAUGAAUGGACGACACAAGGAUACGACUCUAGAUGGCUGGCGCUUGUCUAUCCGUAGCACCAUUGACUUGACAGAAGAGUUAUUGAAUCCAAAAAACCCUUUAGAGAAAUACGAUUUCGUACUGACAGCAAAAUGGAACCAAGACGCCUUAGAGAUGACUUUUGGGCGCAUACGUUCAGUCGAUACACAUCCAACGGCUACAAGUUUUCUACAUAUUAUCAGGAUGAUGUCAUUGUACACACCCGCGAAGAUACUAUUGCGGAACGCAAAUGUAGAAAAUGAUGACCAUUUUAGGGUGCUCGUCGAUUUUAAGGAGUGUCUCAUUAAAAAAUUCCGCGACAAUGCUAAGGCUGCUGCUGAUUUAAGGGUAGCAAUGAAAGAUGAUUUAAUGGAAGAGCUGGGAAAGCGUUACGUGAACGAGUUGCCCUUGUCCAAAGAAAAUAGAAUCGGUAACUUUCUCAUAUACGAUGUAGCAGGUUACAUGGUGAAAACGAGAGAAAACCUUUUCGAGUGUGAGGCAUGCAGACAGACCGUAAUUACCAAAGAAGCAGAUCUACCAAGUGAUUUUGACGCAGAUGCAUACACGAGAGCUCGAACCAAAGGUGGACUGGUGUUUGUCACCCUGUCAAUGUACCAAACUUUGUGCGCAAUUGAAAAAGUUGUCUCAAACCACUUUAAGUCACUUAAUCAUAUUUAUAUCACUGAUACAUUCCAAGAGUGUAUAGCAAAAGUUAAAUUAACCAAUGUACUGCCCCUUUUUUGUGAUACUCAUCGCCAUUGUAAUAUGGGAACUUUAAUAAUGGAGUAUGUAAAAGUGAGAUAUUAUUUUGAAUCUAAACGUUUGAAAGAUGUUUUAUUGUCCAAAGAACAAACAACAGUCCAGGCGAGUUUCAAACUGGCCAAAAAUGCCCAUCCAAGAAAUUUAAUACAAAGUAAUACUUAAACUAUCUUUUAAUUUCUUUUUAAAUAUAGAGUGUGAUCAUACAGUACUUGAAAUAUUUUUUUUUCCAAACAAGAAAGAUAAUAACAUUAAUUUUGAAAUGCCAUCUUAUUGCCAUGGGCCGUAGGCCCGUAGCGAAUGCCGAUAGGGAUGGAUCCACUGUUUUGGACUUAGAAUAUUUUUCAAGUGGGUUUUUCAUUUAGUUCAAGAUCGGCCACCAGGCGUCUCUGACGAUUGAUAACCUUGUACCACGAAGAGGCUUCAGCUGAGAUACCCUUCUUAACUGAAGAGUUGGUACACCUCCCUUUUACACCAUGCUAACAUUAGAAAAAGUAAAAAAAUUUCAUAAAGUAUACUCCCGCGCCCCUAGCGGUAAGACUAAGCUUCGCCUACACGGUGAGAUAGGGGAUAGCGGUCUUUACUUCGUAGUCUGUGAUUAAAUUUAAGCAAAGGAUUCCUGGUACCAUAGACAACGAAGUUCUAUGGUCGAAGGUCUGGAGUGCUCCAUCUUUUGCCUGAAAGAUGAUAGAUUUGUUUCACAAAUGAAGUUGCAUCAGGUUGCAUGGUGAACUGUCGUACAGCUUGAACAAACUUGUUGAACUUGAAGAAACUUGUACAGCUGCGUUGCUUCCCAAACACCUAUGCACUUUGAAAUGCUUGUCAGUUGAAUGCAAAUUAAUGUAAAAGAUGCCAAAUGUGAGACAUGUGUAAAAGGCCUGAUAGAAUGUGUGGACCCCUUCAGUUAUAUGUAGAUGGGAACAUACAAUUUGUCAUGUUAGUUACACCAAGGCAGUAAUAACUGUGCUGCAACCAAUCUGCAAAACAUGCUUGUCUGUUCAUCUCAGUGACAAGAUGACAAAUUUAUUGAGUAAAUAUGGCUAAGGAAGCAUUGAAAAGCAAAUCUGAGAAGUGUCCAUUAAAGUAACUUGUCCCAGGGAGAUGAUCAUGGCAAUCCAUUACAAAGAUUUUUUUAAUGUAGCUACUACAUAGAAGAUUUAUCAUUUUGCAGGUAUGGAACCAGUAAGCAUCAAACAGGGAGCUUCUAUGAUAAACGAAACCAUUAACGUCUCAAAGACCACAAGGAAACCUAUUACCUCUACCCGGUUCCUAAUCGAUGAUUGCCCGGAAUAUAGAAAAAACAAUGCACGGAAAAGUAAAUUUUACAGUUGCCAACCGCAUUAGUACCGCACUGUAAUAAAAUCUCGGUCAGUCAGUGACUCGGUGUCGCCAACGUGAUACAAAGUCAUUCAACUCUUUACAUCAAACCUAUUCAAAGAAGGAUGCCUCAGGCUAGACACUAUUACUCCAAUUGAAAAUUAAUGGACACAGCACUCCUGCAGCCACCAUAUAGACAUCUUAAAAACAUAUUUUUGGAUAUGCAACCUAUGGCACUAAGGUAAUGUCUCCAUACUUCACAUGUGAAAAAGAAUGAAAAUGGAAUGUGAUGCAUAGGUAGCAUAAUGAGGUCAGAAGAUUGCCCAACAUCCAUGGGAAAAUGACAUAGCUGAUAUGUAUUUUGUUCUAAGAAUGUUGAAAGUCUAUUGUGAAAGGUUUCAGAUAGUUGUACUGACACAACCUUUCUUUUCUAGAACCAGCUACAUUUAGUAGGUUGGCUUUAUUGGAGAACUUUAUUGACAUUUCCCGCAUAUUUUUAAGACAUCUAGGGGUGAAAUAACUAACUCCGUAGAAUUUUUAUGGGUAUGCCAGCUGUUGCGUCAGCUGUUUCAUUUCGCGUGGCUUCGGACUGAGGAUGGUUGCUGAAACGAACGUCUCUCUUCUUGAAAUUUUACCACCGAUUCCGUGUGUUUUGAGUUGCAUCUUGUGAAUUCAAUCAAUGCAGAGUUGUUCAAGGAAUAUAGCUUGGCUAUGCUUGCACGUUUUUCAUCUUCGUUAGUCUGAUAUACCCAUUUUGUUUCAAAGGUGAUACGUGAAAAGAGUAGUUCUUUAUAAUCUUGUUCUCUAUCUAAAUCUCUUAGAUUCUUGGAGGUGUCAUCAGGUGAUUUUAGAAUUUAUUGUUAAUAGUUUAAGUUUUUUAAAUCAUGCUUUCAAGUCUUAGGGAUGUAUCUGAUGUACUGUGGUGGCUGCAAAAUCAUUCAAUGACUUUGUUCAAUCCAGGUCUUGGUUUUUUCAAUAGUUAUUUACUGUUUUAAUUUGCUAAGAGCCAGGAGGCACCUGAUGUGUUUUAUUGAAGUUGGAGUCACUCGGUUACUGAAGAGAAUGCCACUAAUGUUGUUAGCGUAAAUAAAACAUAUCCAGUAUCA
This is a messenger RNA of Daphnia magna, 3631 nucleotides long. RefSeq lists its product as uncharacterized. The transcript is spliced from 11 exons. The record is from RefSeq and is a predicted model, not a curated record. NCBI's taxonomy places the organism in Eukaryota, Metazoa, Arthropoda, Branchiopoda, Diplostraca, Daphniidae. Bases 183 to 1373 code for a protein of 396 amino acids.